Molecule: messenger RNA, 4635 nt
Organism: Knipowitschia caucasica
Lineage: Eukaryota; Metazoa; Chordata; Actinopteri; Gobiiformes; Gobiidae
Source: the annotation of a GenBank genome assembly
AUGACCCUGUGCCAAACCGUGACGCCGCUCCGCUUGAAGCUGACCAAGGCCAAGCCAGAUCUGCUGAACUUUAAGAAGGGAUGGAUGACAAAGCUGUACGAAGACGGAAUGUGGAAGAAGCAUUGGUUCGUCCUCACCGAUCAGAGUUUGCGGUACUACAAGGACUCCAUCGCAGAGGAGGCUUCCGAUGCGGACGGCGAGAUCGACCUGUCCACUUGUUACGACGUCAAAGAGUUCCCGGUGCAGAGGAACUACGGUUUUCAAAUCCUGUGUAAAGAGGGCGCGUGCACCCUGUCAGCCAUGACCUCCGGAAUCCGCCGCAACUGGAUUCAGGCCAUCAUGAAGAAUGUGAGGCCCACCAUCGCCCCUGAUGUCACACGGAAAAACCUCUCUCUGAAGCUGUCGGUGUUGAAGCCCAGAUCCCUUCCAGAAGACAAUCUAAAAGUGACGCUAGAGCCGUGUUCACAAUCUGUUUCUGAGCAAGACCCCAACCCUUCUGAGUCCCCAAAACCCGACGUCAACAACCAGUGCAGCUCCAACAACUCCUCCACCCCUCCCUCGGAACCGCGCAAAAGCCGCAUCCGGGAACGCAGGCGAGAAGGCCGCUCCAAGACGUACGACUGGACAGAGUUCAAGAUGGAGAAGCCAGAAAAGCCGGCGAAGGAGCGCGCCGAUACGGUAGACCUCAGCUCGUCGUUUUCUCCCAAUUCCUCCUACAGUUCUUCUUCCAACCCUUCGUCCAUGGCCUCCUCUCCGGCCUCCACCUCCUCCCAGCUGCAGUCCACAACAGAAGACAGGGUCACGGCAGCGCACUCGCCGUCCAGCUACGCCACUAGCAACACAUCGACCAGUCCACUUGGGCGAGAGUGUCUGGGAAAAAUGGAGAUAGACCAUCCUUCAAGCAAAGGCGGUAAAGGGCCUGGUGUCCGAGACGAGAUCGAACAGCGGUGGCAUCAAGUCGAGACCACGCCGUUGAGAGAAGAAAAACAAGUCCCCAUCGCGACGGCCUCAACAGUGUCCAGUAACUCUGACCGGUUACCGCCGCACGAGCUGGCAGAACUGCUCGACAAAGAGUUGGGACAGAAACAAAAAGAGCUGGACCAACUUCAAAAGCAGAACGACCUUUUGAAAGAGCAACUGGAGGAUGCGCUAGGCCGAGAGCAGAGCGCCAGAGAGGGCUACGUCCUGCAGUGUGCCACACCCCCUUCCUCAUCACCACAGCGAGUCCCCUGGCAUCGAUUACACAGACUAAACCAAGAUUUACAAGGAGAACUGGACACCCAAAAACGCAAGCAAGAUCUUGCACAGCAGCAGAUCCGGACACUAAAGAGAAGUUUCACCGAAGCCCAAGAGGCUGUAGACCGGCAUGAGACUGAUAUUCAGGCCCUUCAGGCCAAACUGGCGUCUGCGAUGGCAGAAAUAUUAGCAAGUGAACAAGCCGUGGCUCGAAUGCGCAAUGAGCUCAAACUAGAACAAGUGCGCUCUAAGGAACAAGAGGAAGAACACAACUGCAGCGAGGCCACUCUGAGAGCUCAGCUGAAGGACAGUGAAGAUCGACUGAGACAAGUGGAGGCCACCCUCUUGGAGCGCAGCCAGGCUCUCAGGCACCUGGAGCGGCAGCAGGCGCUCCAGAGGGACCACCUCAGAGAAACUCAGAGGCUGCAGGAGAGACUGCAGGAGGUGACUGCUCGCCUCAGUGCCACAGAGGAGGGCCAGGCUCUGAAAGAAGAGCGCCUGAGGAAGGAGCAGCAGACCCUCAAAGAAGCUCAUGAGAGGGAGAAGCAGAGUCUAUGCAGGCGCCUGGCUGAGGCCCAGGGCACGCAGAAGAAUCUGGAGGACCGGCUUCUGGAGGCUGAGCAGCAGGUAGAAGCUCUGCUGCAUGGAAGACAGAGCUCUGCAGGACAAGAGGAGCAGAUCCUGAAGCUGCACGAAGAGCUGAGCCAGAAGAGCAACACGCUGGAGUCUCUAAGGGAGAGUGUGCGUCGACUGGAGGAGGAGAAAGCUCAUCUGAUGUGUCGCUGCCAGGAGCUUCUCAACCAGAUCGCAGAAGCAGACCGUGAAGUGAACAAGCUCCACAGUCGACUGGAGGCUGAGGAGGCAGAGUACUACACUCUGGAGCACUCAUAUGAGAGGGCCACAGAGGAGUUUCAGAAAAUGAGCCAGUUCCUCCGUGAGAAAGAGCAAGACAUCCUCCAAACAAAGGAGAUGUAUGAGCGACUAGUGGAGCGAAAAGAGGAAGACUUAAAAGAGGCCUUUGUCAAAAUAAAUGCACUCGGUAACAGUUUAGAGGAAACCGAGCAGAAGUUACAAGCAAAGGAGGAACUCCUCUGUCAGAUGAGUCAGAGACUGUUGGAGCCCUGCGAUGCUGAAAAAGAGUUACAAGCUAAGCUCGUUAUUGCAGAGGACCGGAUUUCAGAGUUGGAGCAGCAUCUUCAUGCCCUGCAGCUGGGAUACGCUGGUCUUUCCUCUGACCAACAGACGAGUCCAGAGAAGUGCAGCCAGGACUCUGUAGUGUCUAACGCACAAACCCCUUCAGAUGUAAAAGAGUUAGCUGAGGCCCACAAGAACUUGCAUCAAAGGGAAACAGCGUUGAAAACAAUUAUUGAAGCUGCGAAAAGUCCAGACUUGAAAAACAUCAUUAAAGAAAUUAAAAAGAGUUUAGGCCUAAGCAAACAUAAGCUAGCUGACGUCCGCCCCCCUGAACUGGCCCCUUACAUGGAGCAGAUCGAGGUUGAGGAGGCGCGAGUGAUGGCGGACGAGAUUGUAGAAAGAAACCUCCCAGAUGAUGUCCCAAUGUGUGGCGUCGACUCCAUCCAUUCACUAGAAAAUGCCCAUGAGAUUCUGGCCAGAGAACUCCAGAGGCAGGCAGCUAUUCUCCUCAAAUAUGCUCAAGAAUUAGAACACGGAGACAAACAUCCGGAGCUGGCGAAGAUGAUCCAUGCACUUUUAGGAAGGCAGGCAUCUCAUCAGGUGACCAGCACUUCCCUGUGUAUGCGAGAAGCCCUCAUUCAAAGCCAAGUGGCCUACGUGGCGUGCAGGCUACGGGCCAUGCAUGAGCAAGACCUGAGCUGGUACAAGCAGGCCAAUCAGAACAUGGAUGCUCUCGUCCAGCAGCACGCUCAAAACAUCAGCGCGAUCCAGGAGAAGUACGAGGCAUCCAUCGAAGAGCACCGGCAAAACUUCUCACAGAGGGUGGAGAGCCUCGAACACGAAAACCAAUCGCUGCAAAGUGAAAUCGGGAAACAGGUCCGGCAGCUCUCUCAGCAGCGGGAACAGAUGGCAAUGUUAGAGGAGCGGUUUCGGGAAGAGGCGGAGAAACUGAGGCGCAGGCACAAGCAGGAGCUGGAAAACAUGGAGGAGGAGCGAGCGGCGGUGGAGGAGGUCAUGGAGACGACGGCGGACGGUCAGAAGCGACUGGAGGAGCAGCACCAGAGCCGAGCGAAGGCUUUAGAGGCGCAGUUUGAGCUGAAGAUCUGUGAGCUUCAACGUCAGCACAAAGAAGAAGUGAGAAAGCUGCAAGAGUGCGCAGGGGACAGGUCUCCACUCAGGACAGGAGCAGAGGGGCAGAGGAAGGGGGAGGACCACAGCGCCUCCGAGGUGGACUCCAUGACGGUUCUGAAGGAGCGCAUUCAAGAGCUAGAAAACCAGAUGGACACCAUGAGAGACGAGUUGGAGAGCAAGAGCCUGGAUGGAGAUACGGCCAGCCUCAGAGAGAAAUACCAGAGAGAUUUUGACAGUCUGAAGGCUACGUGUGAGCGUGGCUUUACCGCAAUGGAAGAAACCCACCAGAAAGUCAUCGAGGACAUCCAACGGCAGCACCAGAGAGAGAUUUCCAAACUGAUGGAGGAGAGAGAGAGGCUGCUGGCCGAGGAGACUGCUGCUACUAUUGCUGCUAUUGAAGCUAUGAAGAAUGCACAUAAGGAGGAGCUGGAGAAAACCCAGCGCUCGCAGAUCAGUGGACUGAACUCUGACAUUGAUGAACUACGCAUUCAAUAUGAGGAGGAGCUGCAGUCCAUCCACAGGGAGCUGGAGGUGCUGUCAGAGCAGUACUCUCAGAAGUGUCUGGAAAACGCUCAUCUGGCUCAGGCGCUGGAGGCCGAGAGGCAGGCCCUCCGGCAGUGUCAGCGAGAGAACCAGGAGCUCAAUGCCCACAACCAGGAGCUGAACAACCGGCUGACGACAGAGAUCACCCGCAUGCGCUCGUGUCUGAGCGGGGAAACUGCCAUGUCACCGUUCACCCAGGGCAAGGAUGUGUAUGAGCUGGAGGUGUUACUCCGAAUCAAGGAGUCAGAAAUUCAGUAUUUAAAACAAGAGAUCCACUCGCUGAAAGAUGAGCUGCAGUCUGCUUUAAGGGACAAAAAGUACGCUGCGGAUAAGUACAAGGACAUCUACACAGAACUCAGUAUUGUAAAAGCCAAGGCCGACUGCGACAUCACCAAACUGAAGGAGAAGUUGCUCCUGGCGACGGAGGCGUUGGGCGAGAGGAACGUGGACGGAUCGGUCUCGUCUGGAUAUGAUAUUAUGAAAUCCAAAAGCAAUCCGGAUUUUACAAAAAAAGAGCAGUCGGCCGCAGCGAAGCCGUCCAGAGGAAUCAGAUCCAAGUCUGUCACUGAACAGGUCUCAUGGGACAGCUGA